AUGUAUUUGGACGCUUCGGUGUCUAUCUCCUCUGCAACUCUUUCCACACUCUCCCCCCUCUUCCCUCCACCAAUCAUAGAGACAGCCCACACAUAUCUUCGUCAUUUCGACACCGCCGCCACAUUAUCCCGUCCAGCGGCACUGAGGAAGCGCAUCGUGGACCUUACUCGGUCAAAUAGGCACGCUAUCCUUCAGAGACUCUACUCCACCGCCAUCGAGGGUUUGCAAGGGCCCUAUGCGUGGCUGGCGUUGCGACCUCAAGGCUUGUCAAAAACUCGAAGAGUCCUCCUCCCCGACUUCUUCUGGACAAGUUUCCUCACGAGUUUCUUACUGGGUCGUCGUACUGCAAUGGCCGAGCGUGUCUGGGAUGACAUGGCUAAACUCGGAAUCACACCCCCAAUAUCGGCAUGGAAUGCACUCCUCGAUGGGUACUCCAAGACUUCCCGCAUCGAAGAUGCCAUACGCACCUGGGAUGUCAUGACCGCUCAUGGCGUGAAACCAGAUGCGCUCUCGUACCGCGCUCUCAUCUCGGGCCUCCACAAGGCCAAACGCCACCAAGAGGCGAGCUUUCGCCUCAACGAGUUCAAGCGCGAAAGCAGUUGUGCAGAACCCCCCUUUGAUCCAUCCGCCAUCCUCGCCGUCUACAACACAGCCAUCAACCAGCUACUCUUCGCUUCUAGGGAAGAAUAUGCUCUUUCAGUGCUUCGCACCCUCGAGGCGCAAGGACCUAGGCCCGACAUCGUCACCUACAACACACUCCUCCGAUAUUACGGCCGGAAGGGCAACUUGAGGGAAAUGGCGAAGAUCCUUGCGAAACUUGGCACGGAUUCAGUGCAAGCCGACAUCUACACCUUUUCCACCGUCCUGUCCGCAAUGCUGAAAGUUCGCCCCGACGCUGACAAGCUUAUGAUCAACUUCAUGAAGAAGCAGGGCAUCACUCCAGAUACGACAAUCCUGACGUCCAUCAUCAGUCAUCAGCUCCGUGAACAUGACCUGAAAAAUGCACUGGACUUGUUGUCGAGGAUGGAGAACAAGGAGUACCCUGGAGUGGAGCCCAACGAUAUCACUUACACUGCGGUACUCUCGGGUUUGAACAGCGAAAAUUGGCUCGAUAGCCGGGUAGCUGAUGAAGAAAGCCGGCGAAUAUGGGAUCGGAUGCAGAAGCGGAAUUUACAGCCCAAUCCUGCUACGUACAACAUCCUCCUCCAGGCGGCCCUAGCCAGCCCAGACCCACAGGGCCUAUCCAACGCAUUGACGUACUACCAGGACAUGAAGUCGCGCCGGGCGUACAUGGGGAACGACAUGUGGUAUCUUCUUCUCCGUGGGCUAGUGCGGAGGAAGGAGUUUGGAUUGGCGAGGGAGGUGGUAGAUGACCUAGCGAGGCACACUGGUGCAGAGUACGGGUUGCCAAGUGCGCUGCAGGAGCUAGUGAGGACAGUGCGGGCAGGGGUUUAA
Messenger RNA from Epithele typhae, 1455 nucleotides. RefSeq lists its product as uncharacterized. The transcript has a single exon. Lineage: Eukaryota; Fungi; Basidiomycota; Agaricomycetes; Polyporales; Epitheliaceae. Gene Ontology annotation, molecular function: protein binding. The record is from RefSeq and is a predicted model, not a curated record. Bases 1 to 1455 code for a protein of 484 amino acids.